AGCAAAUUUUGCAAGAACCAUUCACUGACAAGCAACGGCUGUCAUUACGCAGUAUGUCAAAAUUCAAAAGACGUUUUCUCAAAAAGUCCAGGUAGAUGCACGAAUAUGCGUUAAGAAAAUUUCCGUCUUGUUCAUCACUAUGUUCCGUUUAUAAGCAUGGCUAUGAAGAAUACCCCUGUUGCAGAGGAUGCUUAAGUCGAAAAUCAAAAUCAAAAAGGAACUACCUUCUCAGGCACGAGUCAAGUGUGGAACUUUACAACCUCCUGCAAGGACAAAACUCAGUGCCAGUGGAUGAAGGACAAAAGGAAGGGGAAUCAUAUACACCCAUCCCUUCCGCUUAUAAUGGAUUUCAGACCUUCCAUAGUUAUACCUUGAUGCCAAAUAGCGCUCCGAACAGCAAGGCAUGUUUAUGUGAAUCCAUUGAACCAAUGGUUGGAGAGGAGAUGAAUGAGGCACCACUAGCAGUGAGCCCUAUGGCAGUUCCUCCAAAAAAAGAAAAAAUCAAUUGCUGUGCCUUGUUCAAAAAGAAGAAGAGAAUGAAUAGAUGUGAAACAAGUAUCAAAAAUGGGAUAAUGGAUAGGAAACCAAUGAAAGGCAUAAUGAGUGAAGGUAAAGGAGAUGAUGCAAACAGAGAAAUACGAAUAGUCCUUUGCAGUGGUACUUGCGAGUCGUCCAGUGCUACAAACACUGCAGCUACAGCCAGCGCUGCUGCCUCCAUGAUAUUCAGUCCAAAUAAUGAUAGGAUGCGAGAAACAACAAACAGCGCACCUUCAAAGUAUCAACAGGAGAAAAGAGAUCAAAUCAAUCAAAGUCCGAAAGACAAACGCCACCUAUCGGACGCUCUCACCCAAACUUCUCUGGUGAACGAUGAUAGCAAAACUGGAUCAUCUAGAGCAACUUUUGCUAGAAAGCAAAGCUUUGGUAUAGGUACAGGUAGAAAAUGUAACUGUCAAGAACAACUAGAAGUGCUGAAGAUGUUGAUAAAAAUGGAGGCAAAACAGAACUACAGGUUGAUUAGCAACAUAAUGAAGGAGCUGUCUUAUCAGAGAGAAGAAGUGCAUCGGCUGACAAACCUGUAUGAAGAUGAACUGUCUGGUUCAAGGAGAAGAGACGAUAUCUUCGGAAGCGAUCUUUGUGUCUGUGAGGUUAAGUGCAAAUGCAAGAAGUGCUCUGGCAAGUCAAACAACAAACACGUUAAAGAUAUGUUGAACCGUUCCGUGAAAAGUGAUUCCUUUGACCACUCAGAAACAUCCGAGAACAAAAAAGAUGGUUUGUCCGUGUACAGUAUGUAUAGCCAGGAGACUCCUGCCAAGAAUAUGAUUGUGAAGAACUGCUCAAAAACGGUCUUCUGCGUCCAAGACGAGGUAACAAACGUAGAAAGCUCCAAGGAGCGAAGAGAAAAUACUGAAUGUAACUGUACAUGCCCAACUGUCGAGCGUAAAAGCGUUUCUUUUGUACCAGAACCAGAACUAAAUCAAGGCGAAGAGAAGAAGAAAGAGUCAAGCAGUUGCCCGAUGUUGAGGAAAGUACUACAUUUAUUAAAUUUUAGGAGAAGAUCAUCGGUGAUACCGGUAAAUUAGCUCAGCUAAAGAUACUUAAAAGGUUCUGUCCGAGUCACCACUGGAUGUUCAUGCAGAAAAUACAAUAUAUGAGAUAUGCUGAUGCCGUCAUUUUGGCUAAUAAAUAAGACCAGAUGUUCUAAAUUAA
Molecule: messenger RNA, 1707 nt
Organism: Acanthoscelides obtectus
Lineage: Eukaryota; Metazoa; Arthropoda; Insecta; Coleoptera; Chrysomelidae
Source: the annotation of a GenBank genome assembly